AUUAGGAAGAAGAUGCAGACGCUCUUGAUUCAUUCUUGACGGAAAACAAACUCAUUGAAAAGUUAAGAGCGAGAUAAAGACAACUCAUAACGAAAAUGAACUUUUUGCCACAACCCCAUCUCCACCUUUAAACUGAGAUUCAUAUUCUACAAGCAGUAAUCAGUUAUCAGUAAUCAAGUCAAAGAAUCAAUGGACGCCAAGAAAAUAGUUGUGGUGGUUGAAGAUUUAGAGGUCGCAAGAACCGCUUUAUUAUGGGCUCUCCAUAAUCUUCUCCGCUAUGGCGAUGUCAUCACUCUCCUCCACGUGUUCCCUUCGAUGAAAACAAGAAACAAGAAGAAGCUUCGGCUGCUCCGCUUGGAAGGGUUCCAGUUGGCGCUCUCCUUCAAAGAAAUUUGCAACAAGUACUUCUUCAACACAAAAGUUGAGAUUGUUGUUUCGGAAGGCGAUGAAGAUGGCCUCAGAAUCGCUUCCAUGGUGAGAGAAAUUGGUGCUUCGACGCUCGUUGUUGGUCUCCAUGAACAGAGCUUUCUUUACAAGUUGGCUUUGGCCCACAGCAAUUUAGCAAGCAACUUCUUCAAUUGCAGAGUGCUAGCCAUUAAACAAUCAGGAGGGGCAGCUGCAGCGGCACCAACGCUAGGCAGCUUAACAAACAUGGACUUUUCAAUGAUCGAAAUCAGUAGAUUACAAGUCCCCGAUUUGCCUUCACCGAAAAUCCCAUAUCAGAUAUGCCCCAGCCCUUAUGCAAUUAUUUGGAGAUGCAAGGAACCCAGGAAGAGAAGUUCUUCUGGCUCAAUCAACAACUAAAUUAUGUGUUUUAGGUCCAUUUUUUAGGCAUGGUUUUGGUUUGGGGCCUCUCUAGCUUUGCUUUUCUUCUUUGUCUUGUCAUACACCACACACACAAUUUCUAUACAAGAAAAAAUAAUAGUGGAAUUCACAUCA
Molecule: messenger RNA, 939 nt
Organism: Mangifera indica (mango)
Lineage: Eukaryota; Viridiplantae; Streptophyta; Magnoliopsida; Sapindales; Anacardiaceae
Exons: 4
Coding region: 190-804 (204 amino acids)
Source: RefSeq, a predicted model, not a curated record